This is a messenger RNA of Diospyros lotus (date-plum), 2318 nucleotides long. RefSeq names its product calmodulin-like protein 3. The coding region runs from base 1496 to 1954 and encodes 152 amino acids. NCBI's taxonomy places the organism in Eukaryota, Viridiplantae, Streptophyta, Magnoliopsida, Ericales, Ebenaceae. The record is from RefSeq and is a predicted model, not a curated record. The transcript has 3 exons. Gene Ontology annotation, molecular function: calcium ion binding.
GUGGGUUUUACUUAUCUUCUGUAUUGAUGCCUGUCUGAGUGACAAUUUACAGGAAAUGAAAUUGCUUGUGUUUGAAGAAAAUCAUAAACUCGAUGCAAGGUUAAUUGGAAAAGCAAGGACUAUGGAUGCACGGAAAGAAAAGAUUGGGUUUCCAACUUUUAUUUACAUCUAUGCAUUGGAACAGUCUCUUUGCCAGAGACAGAUAACAGCCAAGGAAGAAAAGGAAAAGGAGGAAAUAAUGGAGGAGGUAACUGCCAAGUCUCUCCAAGUGGUUUGUUGAGCUAAAAUUAAAACAAAACAGAGGUCAUCUGUUCUGUUCCUUUUUAUAAAGAUAAAGAACGAAAACGAUUGCCAUUUAUUUUGAUAAAUUUGUUUUUUUCUACCCGAUACAGUCGGUCUCAAUCUUUGAUGUGAUAAAAGUAAAGAGAUCGAGUUGGAUUAAGUAAUCAAAUAAUGAAUAUGAAAUUCAUUUUAUCAAACACCAUAACUUCUUAGUUUAGUUAAAAAAACAUAUUACUUGAUAAGACAAUUCUCCCUGUAUUCAUUAUCAAAGUUGGGAUUUUAUUUUCUUUUUUUAGAUGGGGCUAUUAAUUAAAGUUGAGAAUUUAAUUAGAAAAAUAAUAGCUGAAUUGGAGAGACAAUUAAAACGUUAACCUUUCUGUGAAUGGUCUGGGGUCUAGCUAAGUUGGGGCCAAUUUGUGGGGCUGUGCCGUGGAUCGGGUUUGGUUUUGGACUGACGAGCCCAGAUAUAAGGCCCCAGCAAAUAUUGCUGCUGUCUCGCUUCUUCUCCUCGAGCUGUGGGGUGGACAAUGGCCAGGCCAAGAAGAACAAUAUUGCAGUUUCAAGUUACCGAUGCUUUUGGACUCGUUUGAUUAAUCAAAUGUUGGGCUUUGAUUGUUUCAACUCAUAGAUAGGUCCCAGCUUUUGAACGUUAGCCAACUCUAAAUCGUCAUAUUGUGACGCAUACAUAUAACAAUGUAUUGUAUGUAACGGCUCUUCAAAUUCUAAACCAUCUCAAGCACGCCACGUGUAAACACGCCCCCUGUCUCUCUCUCCAACUUUCCUGAAUCCUAACGAACUGUCUUUUGUUCAUUUGUAAUAAUAUACGGAUGUGGGAAGACAUUAGCCGGCCGUGAAUAUUGAUUGAACUCAAUAUUUGAAGAGGAAUGGGUCAUAAUAAAUAAUAUUUUACAAAUUGGCAUAUCGAUUUAUAUUAAUUGGGAUCAUUAAGCUGCUGCUUAGGACGGCAAAAGAAAGCAGCAGCACAAUAUAUAUAUAUAUAUAUAUAUAUAUAGGAAGGAAGCAACGGAAUUAGUGGGUGUCCCCUAAUGGCCCAUCGUUUUCUCCGCUUUUUGCUCUAACAAAUAUAUUAACACCCCCCUCCCCUCUCACAGCCUGCCAUUAAUUCCCUCUCAACCUCGAGUUUCUCUUUGGCGAUCGAUCGAUGGAUCAUCCACCUAGCUAGCUAGCUUGCAAUCAAUACGACAUAUAGCAUAUGGACCCAGCUGAGCUUCGUCGAGUUUUCCAAAUGUUUGAUCGAAACGGGGACGGCAAGAUCACGAAGAAGGAGCUGAGCGACUCGUUAGGCAACCUGGGGAUAUACAUUCCCGACAACGAGCUCAUCCAAAUGAUCGAGAAGAUCGACGUGAACGGGGAUGGGUUCGUGGAUAUAGAGGAGUUUGGAGAAUUGUACGGGACGAUCAUGGGGGAGAAAGACGAGGAGGAGGACAUGAGGGAAGCGUUCAACGUGUUCGAUCAGAAUGGAGAUGGGUUCAUCACGGUGGAGGAGUUGAAGUCGGUGUUGCAGUCGCUAGGGUUGAAGCAGGGAAGAACCCUAGAAGACUGCAAGAGGAUGAUAAUGAAGGUGGAUGUAGAUGGAGAUGGCAUGGUUAAUUACAAGGAGUUCAAGCAGAUGAUGAAGGGUGGAGGCUUUGCAGCCUUGAGUUCAAGCUGAUAGAAGAAGAAGAAGAAGAUGAUGAUGAUGAUGACAAGGAAAAGAAGGAAAGAGAGAUGUAAAAAGGAAGAAUAAUGUUGUAAAGCUUUUGAAAUAUACAAAUAGAAGGGGAUUGCAUAAACUUAAAAAAGAUAGUGACUAGGGGCUCUGGUCUGAAAGGAACGAAGACCUCUUGUAUUAUGCAUGUUUUGGAAGACUAUAACCCCACCCACCCACAUUAAUUGCUAAUUAGAUUUCAUGUUUGUCAAACUUCAUUUUAUGUGUUUUGGUAUAGAAAAUUAAGUCCUAGUUUUUGUAACUUGGUCAUCUCUCUCGCCCUCUUGUAUGUGUUUUCCCUUCUUGAUGCUGAUAAAUAUUGUUUCUU